AUGCGGGCUGGAGGAAGAUGGGAAGGCGGCGGCGGAGCGGCCGCUGCCGCGUGCCCCUUGCUGGGUCUGACCGCGCUGCUGGCCGCCUUGCUGGGGACACACGCGGGCGUGGCCGCGCAGCACGGCGAGAAGGGCAUCUCCGUGCCGGACCACGGCUUCUGCCAGCCCAUCUCUAUCCCGCUCUGCACGGAUAUCGCCUACAACCAGACCAUCUUGCCCAACCUGCUGGGCCACACCAACCAGGAGGACGCGGGGCUGGAGGUGCAUCAGUUCUACCCACUGGUCAAGGUGCAGUGCUCGACCGAGCUCAAGUUCUUCCUCUGCUCAAUGUACGCGCCAGUGUGCACCGUUCUGGAGCAGGCCAUCCCACCCUGCCGUUCCCUCUGUGAGCGGGCCCGCCAAGGCUGCGAGGCCCUCAUGAACAAGUUCGGGUUUCAGUGGCCAGAGCGCCUCCGCUGUGAGAACUUCCCCGUCCACGGCGCGGGCGAGAUCUGCGUGGGGCAGAACACGUCGGAUGCCCCGCCAGGGACUGGCGGUGCGGCAGGCCGGGGGGCUACUGCCCAUCCCACGGCUGGCUAUCUCCCGGACUUCCUCACCCCCCCGCAGCCCCCAUCCGGCUUCUCCUUCUCCUGUCCCCGGCAACUGAAAGUGCCACCUUACUUGGGCUACCGGUUCCUGGGGGAGCGGGACUGCGGUGCUCCGUGUGAGCCAAGCCGGCCCAACGGGCUCAUGUACUUCAAGGAGGCGGAGGUGCGAUUUGCCCGUCUGUGGGUGGGUGUGUGGUCUGUGCUCUGCUGCGCCUCCACCCUCUUCACUGUCCUCACUUACCUGGUGGACAUGCGCCGUUUCAGCUAUCCGGAGAGGCCCAUCAUCUUUCUCUCUGGCUGCUACUUCAUGGUGGCAGUGGCCUACGCAGCAGGUUUCUUGCUGGAGGAGCGGGUGGUUUGUCUGGAGCGCUUCUCUGAGGACGGCUACCGCACUGUGGCCCAAGGCACCAAGAAAGAAGGCUGCACUAUCCUCUUCAUGAUUCUCUACUUUUUCGGCAUGGCUAGCUCCAUCUGGUGGGUCAUCUUGUCCCUCACCUGGUUCCUGGCUGCUGGCAUGAAGUGGGGCCAUGAGGCUAUUGAGGCCAACUCCCAGUAUUUCCACCUGGCUGCCUGGGCUGUGCCUGCUGUCAAAACCAUCACCAUCUUGGCCAUGGGGCAGGUGGAUGGGGACGUACUCAGUGGGGUGUGUUAUGUAGGUAUCUACAGCGUGGACUCGCUGCGGGGCUUUGUGCUGGCUCCCUUGUUUGUGUACCUCUUCAUUGGUACUUCCUUCUUGCUUGCUGGCUUUGUGUCCUUGUUUCGCAUCCGCACCAUCAUGAAGCAUGAUGGCACCAAGACAGAAAAACUGGAGAAGCUGAUGGUGCGUAUUGGCGUCUUCAGUGUCCUCUACACAGUACCUGCCACCAUUGUCCUGGCAUGUUACUUCUAUGAGCAGGCCUUCCGUGGCACCUGGGAGAAGACAUGGCUCCUCCAGACCUGCAAAACCUAUGCUGUGCCCUGUCCCAGUCACUUUGCCCCUAUGAGCCCAGACUUCACUGUCUUCAUGAUCAAGUACCUCAUGACAAUGAUUGUUGGCAUCACGACUGGCUUCUGGAUCUGGUCUGGCAAAACCCUUCAAUCCUGGCGACGCUUUUACCACAGACUCAGCACCGGCAGCAAAGGAGAGACGGCGGUAUGA
Molecule: messenger RNA, 1725 nt
Organism: Indicator indicator
Lineage: Eukaryota; Metazoa; Chordata; Aves; Piciformes; Indicatoridae
Gene: FZD7
Product: frizzled class receptor 7
Exons: 1
Coding region: 1-1725 (574 amino acids)
Biological process (GO): canonical Wnt signaling pathway; non-canonical Wnt signaling pathway
Cellular component (GO): plasma membrane
Molecular function (GO): Wnt-protein binding; Wnt receptor activity
Source: RefSeq, a predicted model, not a curated record